Molecule: messenger RNA, 1284 nt
Organism: Nerophis lumbriciformis (worm pipefish)
Lineage: Eukaryota; Metazoa; Chordata; Actinopteri; Syngnathiformes; Syngnathidae
Source: RefSeq, a predicted model, not a curated record
AUGUCCUGCAGCAGCGCUCCCACUAACGCCGAAAGCCUGGAGGGCUUCCACGAGGUCAACCUGGCCUCGCCCACCACGCCUGAUCUGCAGAACCAAGCGGAGCAGCGUUCUCCCACCUGCCACAGCACGCCGCCCACCUCCCUGUACCGCACCCACUCGCUGGGGGCGCCGCCCGCCGGUUUGCGGGCCGACCAGCUCCCCACGCGGCCCGUCUAUUCCACGCCGCCGCACGCUCACAAUGGCGGCGUACCUGAGGCGGACGCGACGGACAUCAACUUCCUGUCGUGCGACGACGGUGAGGAGUGCGGCACGUUGGCCGAGAGCUUUUCGCGCCUACGCAGCCCUUCGGUCAUGGAGGUGCGAGAGAAAGGAUACGAGCGCCUGAAGGACGAACUGGCCAAAGCGCAGAGGGAGCUGCUGUUAAAGGAUGAGGAGUGUGAGAGGUUGUCAAAAGUGCGCGAUCAGCUGGGCCAGGAGCUGGAGGAGCUCACCGCCAGCCUCUUCCAGGAGGCCCACAAGAUGGUGAGAGAAGCCAACGUCAAGCAGGCCAACGCCGAGAAGCAGCUGAAAGAAGCUCUGGGCAAGAUUGACGUCCUCCAGGCGGAGGUGCAGGCCCUCAAGACCCUGGUCCUUUCGUCUCCCACCUCACCCGUGGGCGAGCUCCCCAACGUGGGCGCCAAAACGGCCUUCCGGAAGGGUCACAGCCGAAACAAGAGCACCUCCUCCGCCAUCUUGGGGACGCAGCCCGACCCGUCCGCCACGCAGCCCAUCGUGCGGGAGUGUCGAGAGGCGGACGCGCAGCUCUUCAGUGAGUUCAAGGCUUGGAAGGAGGAUCCCACGCUGGACCGCGGCUGCUGCUUUCUGGAACGAGUUUACCGCGAGGACAUUUACCCUUGCCUCACCUUUAGCAAGAGCGAGCUGGGGUCGUCCAUCUUGGAAUCGGUGGAGCGAAACACGCUCGGCGUGGAGCCGGUGGGAUUCCAGCCGUUGCCCGUCGUCAAAGCCUCGGCCGUGGAAUGCGGCGGACCAAAGAAGUGCGCCCUUAGCGGUCAGACCAAAACCUGCAAGCACAGAAUCAAGUUCGGGGACUCGUCCAACUAUUACUUUGUGUCGCCGUAUUGCCGAUACAGGAUCACGGCCGUGUGCAAUUUCUUCACGUACAUCCGUUACAUCCACCAGGGGCUGGUCAAGCAGCAGGACGCCGAGCAGAUGUUCUGGGAGGUGAUGCAGCUGCGCCGCGAGAUGUCCUUGGCCAAGCUGGGCUACUUUAAAGACAACCUGUGA